Molecule: messenger RNA, 300 nt
Organism: Ilex paraguariensis (yerba mate)
Lineage: Eukaryota; Viridiplantae; Streptophyta; Magnoliopsida; Aquifoliales; Aquifoliaceae
Source: the annotation of a GenBank genome assembly
AUGAAGAAGGUGGGCGAGUACUACACGAUGGAAAGGGAGAUGCCUGCUGCCAUGCGCAGGAUCCAUGGGAGCCAGGAUAGCUGGCUGGGGCAAGCAGGGGAGGCGCCUCUGCUGGGCGUGCCUCACAAGCGAGCGGCUCUGCUGGGUGCACAUCACAGAUGGGUGCUGGGACUGCCUCAUAGACCAAGGGACCGAGUCAAGGUGAGCAGGCCAUGGAAUGCCCGCAGAGAUGAUGGGUGGCAACUGCGGGGUGCCUAUGGUUCUAAGUGGAACUACUCAAAUAGUAGGCAGCUACUUUGA